Pseudo-nitzschia multistriata is the source of this 4919-nucleotide messenger RNA. NCBI's taxonomy places the organism in Eukaryota, Bacillariophyta, Bacillariophyceae, Bacillariales, Bacillariaceae. The record is from the annotation of a GenBank genome assembly.
AUUUGACACAAAUCUCUUUGGUAAGUGUACUUUGAAAUGGUGAUAUAUGGAAACAAAGGUCAUUGUCUUUGGUUUCUGUGUCAUCUGGAGAUAUGUUUGAACUAUGUUUGGUGGGAUGUCUUGUGUUGGUAGAUCAUUCAUACCUUUGUCAAAGCAUACAUGUGAAGCAAUUUUUACACAAUUUGUCUUGAUGUCAUACGACCAAAGGAUGUUCUUUGUAGUUUGUGGAAGAUAUCCAAGAAAGAUACCUUUUCUUGAAUUAUUUUUGAACUUUGCUCAUUGUUGUCCAGAUGGACAUACCUAAACACAACAACCAAAAGUUUUGAAAUUGUGUAGAUUUUCUUUCUUGCCUGUAGUAAGUUGUAAAGGUGAUUUGGUUUGUGCACAUUGGGGUAAGGCGUUCAAUGCAAGCUGCAGUGGCAAUUUGGCUUGUGUACAUUGAGGUAAUGCAUUCAAUAUCCAGACAGAAUGAUGAAAAGCAUAUGGCCAAAAUUUGAUUGGAAGGUUGGCACCAGAGAGAAGGCAACAUAUUCUAUCAGCAAUUGUUCAAUGGGCCUGUUCUACGGAUCCAUUUUGGUGCAAAGAGUCAGCACCAGUAGGUUGUAUAUGGUAUCCUUUUUGUGUGGAGAGUUUCCGUACUUCUGGAUUGUGAUACAGUUCUCCACCUUGACCCAUGUAUACCUACUUGUCGGAACAAUUCUGUGUGUUUAUGUCCAAUAAUUUUGGAGCCAGGUGAUUGGAGAAGCUUUUGAGAGUUGAGUAUCACCAAUCAAAUAUCCUGUGAAGUGAUCUGAGAUAAGGAUCCAACUUGUUUCACCAUUGAUUCCUUCAUAGUCUUGUGCACGGGAAGCAUCUUUUGACUUUGUACCACUGAAAGAGAAAUUGAUUGAUAGACAUUGGUAAGGGAGUGAAGCAGAACGUGUUGAAUUUUGACCAGCUGGUGUGUUUGUUUGUUUGGAUUGAAUGCAGGUACGACAGCAAUCAAGAAUUGGAUCGUUGUGUUUGAAUUGGGAAUACUGUCAAUAAAUUUGUGAGCAUUGUAUAGAUAUUUGUCAUUGAUAUGGCCUAGAUGUUAGUGCCACAGGAGUCGUUCAGUUUGUGCUUUGAUGGCAUAUAUUGGAGUAGCAUCAAAGAUCCAGUCAUUGACUGGGUGGUCAGGGAGGUCUGAUGGCAAUUGAUGCAUUUUGUGUUCAAUAUGGUCAUGUGCGCAUUUUUGAUAGACGUGUAUUUUAUUGAUAGUGGCAGUGAAACAAUUCUUUGCAAAUUGUUUGUCUUCUUUGAGGGCUUUCUCAAGAGAAUUGUAUUUAUUUGGUCGAGGGUGAUGAGGCAGCAGAUCAGGCAUUAUCAACGGUUGUGUGUAUGAUUUUCCAAAGGAAAUUACACCAUGUAUGGUGAUCAAUUUGUUGUCAUCUUUGUGAUGUUUGCAUUGAAUUGUGAUUGUAUUUCAAUCGUGGAAUUUGUACAAUGCAAUGGUAUAGUCUCAAAGUUGUAAUCGUGGGUCGGAUCAAACAAUGUUGUCUUCAGAGAUUAAGGUUGAGGAUAGUGUUGGAGAACAUAGACAACAGAUUCUGACGUAUCCUUUUUCAUUAAUAGUAGGGACAUGAAUAUAGCCUUUGCCAUGAGGGUAUAUGCCAUCUGUGGAGUUUAAUGCACUGACAAGUUUGAGUUGACAUGGAAAAUCUUUAGUGUACGGUUUGUUAUUGUGAAUGAUGUUGAUCAAAUUUGUACAUCAUGUGAUAUCAGCAUCAGUGUUGAUUUGUGCUCUGACUGUCAAAGAGACGAUGUUUGUGGUGUAUAUUCUUUGGUGGUAGUGGUACGUUUGGUAUGUCCUGUAAUGAGUUUACAUCAAUGAUUUUAAAUUCUGAUUUGUUGAAAGGUUCGUAGGGCAUAUCAGGACCCUUUUCAACUCUUGGUGAAAAAUCAAGAUGCAGAUAUGUUGGCGUUGUUAUGAUAUUUGAUGAUGGAUGGUGUGACGUAUCACGUGUGAUGUCACUGGAAGGGAUAAAUUGAAUAUGCAUUAUAUGGGAGGCAUUGAGCAUACAGAGAAUGGGGGUUGGUGAUGAUGGAGAGGAUGAAAGGCUUGGAGGUUCCAAUUUUAUUGUCCACCCUACACAAAAUCCAUUUUGUUUUUACCAUUGUUUGGUGAACCGUUGGGUGUGAAGGUUUUGUCAACAAUCAUCUGUGUUUCUUCUGGUGGUGCUUCUGUAUGAAUGAGGUUGACUGUUGCGUUUGCCUUUGCAAGUGUGUUUUGAGCACGUUCAUACAUUUGGCAGAAGUUGAUGAAAUUCUGACAAAGAUGAUUUGUUGUAGAAUUGGACAAUUUUUGAAAUCAUGUUGGGAGGUUUGGCCAGUCAUCAUGUCACAAACAAAGCACCKGGAGUUGAAUGAUGCUGGGUUGGCUUUGAUUUGGUUGAUGGACAUUGAGUAGGCAAAACUCAGGUGUUUGUCAUCAAUUUCAGCAAUUUGGAUCUGAUUUACCGAGACAGGUUUUGGAAUGUUUUCAGCACAUUUGUAUGUCAGUAUGUAUGAGUUGUAUUUUGAGGUGGGGAUGGUAUCACUGGUUGCACUUGCGUCACCAGGCUAUUAGGGAAGUUUAAAUAUUGUUGAAGGGUUUCAUUGAAGGGUUUCAUCGAAGGGUUUCAUUGAAGGGUUUCAAUGAAGUUGGAAGGUUUGAACCUGUGUUUUAGAUGAUCGAAGUCUUGUUCUCUGCAUAUCUCUGUUUGAAGAAAAGAGGAGUGUGUACAUCCAUUCACAAAGUGUUUGCAUUAAUUUUUGCCCUGUAUAUUUGUUUAUUGCCUUCAAUUAAUACACCAAGUAUGAUGUAGUGGUUGUAUUUCUUUCAAUAUUCCAUGAGGGAGAGAGGUCCUUGAGUUGGACAAGUUGUAACUAACAUAGAUGGUGAUUCAAUCAGGAGUGGGUGAGCAGUCCACAGUUGGGGGUACGAAUGUCACUUCCACGUUUGAGACGGGUUUCUUUUGUAACAGUCACCAUAAGUGAGGUUUUGUUGGUGAUGAUGUUGUCAAUAUGGACGACGUUGCCGGUGUUGACUGCAUUUUUCUUGAUGUUUUCGAUGAUCUUCAACUCAACAAUUUGUGAAAUGAUUAGCUGCUGAUCCUCAAAUGCAUCUCCAUCCUGGUUAAGGAACUGGUCAAAGUUGAGUGACAAGCGAUAGUAAGCAUUGUUCAUUUCAUUGGUCAGGUUGGGAUGAAGUUGAUGAUCAAGGAAGGUGAUGUUGAUGUACUAGACCUUUGGAUGGAAAGGGCAUUGAGGGGCAGUACCACGACUACUAGAAGGUGAUCUAGAUCAGCUUCUUGUUGUUGCUGGCAUGUUGAAAGGUAAUCUUGUACAGUAGAUUUGAAGGUCUGAGGGGGAAAGAUGGAAUAAAAAAUGUUUUGAUUUGAAUCAAAAUAUGUUUUAUGGGAUGAUUAUCAUGAAGCGAUUGAUUCACCUAGGGAAUGGAAGUAAAAGAGCAUACAAAAUUGCUUAAUGCAAGGAAUGAGUUUACCAUCUUCACAAAAAACGAAACCAUGCAAUGAAAUGAGUUUUUGUAAUUUGUAAAACAAGCAAAUGGGAUAAAGGAUCGACCUCUCUUUAGGGAACAAUUUGCGAUUUUUGCAUGCAAUGCGAUUGUACUUUCAGUCGAUAGAGCACUGGUCGUAUUGUAAGAUUCCACCAAAUACUAAGGUCCAACCAAGGAGGGACCCACUUCAAACAGCUAAGGAAGAUAGAAGUGAAAAAUGAUCGCUGCACCAUUUGGAUUGAAUUUGAUGUUGGCCGGUUUCUUUUUCCUCAUGGGAAGUAUUCCAAAACGUCAGUAUUGGUUCGGUGCUACCGCUCUUUCGGACACCGCAUUGAUCAGCGGUAGCACGGACGGGAUUGGCUUAACAACGGCACGGAAUCUACUCACCGGAAACAACGACGUCGCCAAAGUUUUGAUUCACGGACGAGACGAAGCCCGCAUUCAGAACGCGGCACAUUCCCUGCAAAAAAACAAAGGAAUCGAGAAGCCGGGCAAGAAGGCCGGCGUCGUGACGACGUCAAGAAACAGUGCUGUCGUGUCCCUCCCAGCAGCUGAUCUAUCCUCUGUAGACGGAUGCUACGAUCUAGCCCAGGCCGUGUUUGAACGGUGCUCUGAUGGAACCUCGCCAAAUGACGAUUCGAAUUCUUCUGCGGACGGUGGAACAGGAAGUAUCGAUGCCCCAAUAGCUUCGAAUCUGAAAAUUCUCGUGAACAACGCUGGAGUUUAUUCCGAAGACUUUGUUCGCACCGAAGAUGGAUUGGAAUUGACCUUUGCCGUCAAUGUGCUUGCUCCCUUCAUUUUGACUUCCAUGCUGCUUCCAAUGCUGCUCGCGAACGGAAGCAACAGCAGUAGAAGCAGUAGAAUUGUCAUUGCAUCUUCUGUUUCUCAGAGUUGGAAACUUCCGAAGAACUACUGGGACGACCCUCAGUAUCGGAAACGAUCCUAUUCUGCACACGGCGCAUAUUCGGAAUCGAAAUUGCUGGACGCGAUGCUCACCAUCGAAAUGGCUCACAGACUUCACGACCUUGCUGGUAUCGAUACAUCCAUCGUCACCUGCAACUGUCUUGAUCCAGGAACUGUCAACACGAAGAUGCUGUUGGACGGUUGGGGACCAAUAGGAAUACCGGUCGAGAAUGCCUUGGACGAAACAUGGUGCUGCACCAGCACAGAACUCGAAGGCACAUCGGGACAAUAUUUUGUAGGACGAUCAUCGCGUCGAGCCUCGGGAUGUGCGUAUGAUUCCUUUCAUCGUGAAAAAUUAUGGCAGACACUGUCUGCAUUAGCGCCAAGAGCUGCCGCGGAAUGGGACCGAGCCGUCGAUUUAUAUUCUACAAAAUAAUAAUCAGAAAACAACAGGAAGAUUAUCUUCGUCGAGAAUUUCUAUGCUUUGAUUAAUCCU